Sitodiplosis mosellana (orange wheat blossom midge) is the source of this 1464-nucleotide messenger RNA. It is a transcript of the gene wupA, whose product is annotated as troponin I. The coding region runs from base 587 to 1252 and encodes 221 amino acids. The transcript is spliced from 9 exons. Gene Ontology annotation, biological process: muscle contraction. Gene Ontology annotation, cellular component: troponin complex. The record is from RefSeq and is a predicted model, not a curated record. Lineage: Eukaryota; Metazoa; Arthropoda; Insecta; Diptera; Cecidomyiidae.
CGUUCCGUUCUUGAAUCAAUUUUUCGACCAAUCGUUGUUAUGAGUGUUCAAUGUUCAUUGUGUAUCGUCGUCGUCAAGCAACUAUCGGCUCAAGAAAAAGAAAGCCGCCACACCAGCAGCCGGAUCUAAGGCAGCCACUCCUGCCGCCGGUUCAAAGGCGGCCACUCCUGCCGCCGGUUCAAAGGCGGGUACGCCUGCCGCUGGAUCUAAAGCGGGUACUCCCGCUGCCGGAUCUAAAGCAGCGUCCCCUGCCAAAUCGACGGCACCAGCCAAAAAUGGAAAAGCCGCACCGGCUGCUGCAAAUGGAGCCAAACCAGCUGACGCUGCACCAGCAGGUCCACCCGAUCCGGUCGAGGAGGUUGUCACACACUCACUCGAUCGAACGAACGAACACACUCAAUGCAAAAUUCAAUUGGACUCUUUAGGAAUACUCACGAGCACAUACACACACACAUCAUAAUACCAUUGCUGGAUUCAUCGUUUUUUCCUAAUCGCUUCAUUUGUUUUUCUCGUUUUCGAAUUUCUCUAGGCAAAGAAGGCCAAACAGGCCGAAAUCGAGCGCAAACGUGCCGAAGUACGUAAGCGUAUGGAGGAAGCUUCAAAGGCCAAAAAAGCAAAGAAAGGUUUCAUGACACCGGAAAGAAAGAAGAAGCUCCGUUUGUUGCUCCGUAAGAAAGCCGCUGAAGAAUUGAAGAAAGAACAAGAACGUAAAGCUGCUGAACGUAGACGCAUCAUUUUAGAACGUUGCGGUGAGCCAAAACCGGUUGAAGGUGCCAACCAAGAACAACUCAAGUCGAUUUUGAAAGCUUACCAUGAUCGGAUUAGAGCUUUGGAAGACAAAAAAUACGACGUCGAAUACAUUGUCAAACGGAAAGAUGUUGAGAUCAACGACCUUAACGCCCAAGUCAAUGACCUCCGUGGUAAAUUUGUUAAACCAACUCUCAAGAAGGUUUCCAAAUACGAGAACAAAUUCGCCAAAUUGCAAAAGAAGGCUGCCGAAUUCAACUUCCGUAACCAACUUAAGGUGGUCAAGAAGAAGGAGUUCACCUUGGAAGAAGAAGAAAAAGAGAAACCAAAAAUCGUAAUGGAAAAGAAGGAUUCGAUCAAAGAAGAGCCGAAAGUGGAAGAACCACCGAAGGAAGAGGAAAAGAAAGAAGAAAAGAAAGAUGAAAAGAAAGAUGAAAAGAAGAAAUCUCACCACAGCAGUCAUGGUAAAAAAGAAAAGACUCCAACCAAAGAUAAAAAGAAGUAAAAAACCGGACUGGUCCAAGGGCAAGCCAGGUGAUGCAAAGGUAAAGGAAGAAGCUGAGGGCGUUGAAGCAUAAACCAAGAAAAAAUGAAACCGAAAUGUAUAAUUAACACCAUCAAUCCAACAAUUUCAAUAAAAAAAAUCUAAUUGAAAAAAAAAAACAAAAACCAAAAUCACCCGAAUAUAUUUACAAAUUUGUAUGUAAUCUCAACAAA